UAUUGGACAGUUUCUUUUGUAUAUUAUAUGACUUUAUAAACUCCAACAACAAUGUGCUUCUAUUUUUUGUUUCAGGCUAAAUCUACCCAAGACGUUGGCUGUCAGACUGAUUUAGUAAUCUGCAAAAAUGCACUUGUCCAGGCUCAUGUAAAGCCUUAUCGACGUAGCAAAGCCACACAGUUUAGAGCUCCCAGCCGCAGUGUGUCUUGUGACACAGGUACCGUGACGGAAAUUCAUCUUCCACAAAGUCCCAGAGCUGCGUCCACACCCCUGAAAAGACCACGAUAUGAGGUGUCUGUUGUUGAUCCCAGCUUCCACCUCAAUGACAGUGCAAGCUCAGUGAACUGUUCAAGCUCUUUCACUGAGGUCCAUCCACAAAAGGACAAGAAGUACAUUGUUCAUGAGAAACAGUUGCUGGGGCUGUUCAGAAGGUGUCCCGUUUGUACCGGUCGUUGUGUUGUGAACACGACAACAGUCGGCACACUGCUCCGUGUGACACAACGGUGUUCAUGCUGUGAGCACUACAAUGAAUGGUCCAGUCAGCCCAUGGUGAACAGCAUCCCAGCAGGAAACCUCCAGCUCUGUGCUGCUGUCCUUUUCACAGGCUCAUCAUUUAGCCAGAUUUCUAAGUUCCUGGGUGCCUUCAAUGUGCAGGGACUGUCCAAGCAGUCAUUCUGUCGGCAUCAGGCAAAGCUCUUAAUUCCAACAGUGAGCUGGCAGUGGCAGCUAGAGCAAGCUGAUAUCAUCCAGGAGGCUACUGAAUCUGGACCUGUGACUCUUGGUGGUGACAUGCGAGCUGAUUCACCUGGACACUCAGCCAAAUAUGGCAGCUACACCAUGAUGGAUCUCAAAAGAAACAAAGUUAUUGAUAUCCAACUUGUACAGAGCAAUGAAGUUGGGAAUAGUGUGCGAAUGGAGAAGGAGGGAUUUGUGAGAAGUCUGAGCACACUUUUGGAGAGGGGGGUCGAUGUGCAGCAAGUCGUGACUGACCGCCACACAGGAGUGCAGAAGUAUUUGAGGGAGGAAAAAAAGGAAAUCAGUCACUACUUUGACCCCUGGCACAUGGGAAAAGGAAUUGGUAAGAAAAUCGAAGAGCUGGGGAAGAGAAAGACGACCCAGGAUGUGAGACUGUGGAAGCAAAGUGUGGUGAACCACCUCUACUGGUCAGCAUCCAGUUCCUCCUCAGGACAGGAGGCAGUUGCAAAGUGGACUUCAGUUGCCAACCACAUCCAAAAUGUGCACAGCCAUGACAACGCCCUGUUCCCUAGCUGUCUGCAUGCACCUCUGGAUGGAGAACAGGCAAGACAGUGGCUCAAACCAAGCACAGCAUCAUGUGAGAAGCUCACUGCCAUUCUGUUAGCUCCACGGUUUGUGAAGGACGUAGAGAAGAUAAGCCCUCAGUACCACACAUCCACCUUGGAGGCUUUCCACAGUCUCAUCAUCAGAUUUACUCCAAAAAGUCAAGUCUUCUCCUUCAAAGGAAUGCUGUCUAGAUUACAAAUUGCUGCAAUGCACUAUAAUGAAAAUGCAGCACGCUCACAUGCAGCAACAGCAACUGGUGAGCUGAGAUAUGCUGUAGUGUACCCAAAGUACAAACGUGGAGACUACACAGUGAGAGCCCUGAAGACCAAUCCAACCUCAUUAUAUGUGCACAAGCUUAUGGACCUGCUGUUCGACUCUGUGGUGGUGGAUCCUCUCCCAUAUCAGGAGUACUCGGACAAAAUUACGGUUCCAGAACCGCUCUGUGCCCAGUUCCAAAGACCAGAUAAACGGGAUGCUGUGAGCAGGCACAGGUCCAGGUUUUAA
This is a messenger RNA of Nothobranchius furzeri (turquoise killifish), 1806 nucleotides long. RefSeq lists its product as uncharacterized. NCBI's taxonomy places the organism in Eukaryota, Metazoa, Chordata, Actinopteri, Cyprinodontiformes, Nothobranchiidae. The record is from RefSeq and is a predicted model, not a curated record.